GGAUGCCAGCUUGCUACUCAACGUUAACGAAGCACUUCCCAAUCCCUGAACCUGCUAUCCAGAGAAUUGCUGACCAGGAUCUUAAAGUGCGGAUGGCACAGCCUACUACCCUCUAAAGCCACCUUUCUGAAUUCUGCCGCAUAUCCAGACGAUUUCGUUGGUAACGUCGGUUCAUGAAAUGGAAACGCUCACCUUCCUACAUCUGAAUUGCCAAAUUUCCCCAAUAAAUGAAGGAAAUUGGAAGUACCUAAGCAGGAGCGGUAGAGUCUGCUUCAAACCCAACUCGAAGCUUACAUUUUCCUGUUUUUCUGCCAAAUUUUGUACGCCCAUGUUGGAAUCUCCAUUGCCUGAAAAUUUUGGUGAUUGCAGAAGGCAAAUUGCUAGAUUUUGUGAAGCUGGUAGGAUAAAAGAUGCCAUGAAAGUAUUCAGUGAUUGUAGUAAUGUACAGUUGGACGUGGAUACUUACUGUAGCCUUCUUCAACUCUGUGCUGAACGUCAAUCUCUUGAUGAUGGCAAGAGAAUUGAAGCUAAUGUGUGUCACUGUGGCAUUGAACGAGAUGGUGUCUUGGGAGCGAAGCUGGUUUUUAUGUACUUAAAAUGUGGGGACUUAAAAGAAGGAAGAAGGGUGUUUGAUGGCAUGGUGAAAAGGAGUGUCUUUCUUUGGAAUCUGAUCAUGAAUGAGUAUGCAAAGGCGGGUGAGUAUGAAGAGGCCGUGUUUCUCUUUGUUGAAAUGCAAAGAAAUGGAGUAAGGCCUGAUUCUUACAGCUUUUCUGGUGUUUUGAAAUGUUGUUCUGCGCUUGAGAGCAUUAGAGGUGGUCAGCAGGUUCAUGAUUUGCUGAUAAAAUCGGGGUUUCAUUCCUAUGUCACAGUGGGUAAUGCUCUUAUUUCCUUUUAUUCGAGAUGUGGGAGGAUAGAGUGCGCACAGAAAGUGUUUGCCAUAAUGCCCGAACGGGAUGUUAUAUCAUGGAAUGCAACAACUGGUGGACUUUUGUUGAAUGGUAGGGCCAACGAGGCCAUUAAAUUCUUUAGAGAGAUGAAGAGUUGUGGAGUUAAAGCGGAUUUGGCAACUAUGGUUACAGUCCUUCCAGCUUCUGCAGAGCUCGGCUAUAGUUUAUACGGAAAAGAAAUUCAUGGGCAUGCACUAAGAGUUGGUCUCAAGGAGGAGACUACUUUCUGCAACUGCUUGCUUGAUAUGUAUGCGAAGUGUGGAAAACUGGAAUAUGCAAUUCGAGUUUUUGACAGAAUGCCACAAAAAACUGUUGUGUCUUGGACAUCAAUGAUCUCUGGAUAUGCACGAGAUGGGCAGUUGGAGAAAGCAAUCCAAUUGUUCAAUGAGAUGGAAUUGUCAGGCGUUAGACCAGAUCUGUUCACUGUUACCAGUGUUCUACAUGCUUGUUCUUCUAGUGGCUCUCUUAAAUAUGGGAAAGAUAUACACGGAUAUAUCAAAAGGAACGGCUUUGAAUCUAAUUUAUUUGUUGCUAAUGCACUCAUGGACAUGUAUGCGAAGUGCAGAAGCAUGGAGGAUGCGCAAUCAAUUUUUGAUAGGAUGAGUGUUCGGGACAUAGUGUCGUGGAACACGGUUAUAGGUGGCUAUGCGAAGAACCAUCUUCCAAAUGAAGCGCUCAUCCUGUUCAGCCAAAUGCAGAAAGAAGUAAAGACCAAUGGAGUAACCAUGGCAUGCACUCUUCCUGCUUGUGCAAGUCUGUCGUCUCUGGACCGAGGGAGGGAAAUCCAUGGCCACAUUGUAAGAAAUGGGUAUCACUCAGAUGGUUUCAUUAAUAAUGCUCUUAUCGACAUGUAUGCCAAAUGUGGUGACCUUGAUGUUGCCAAAGCCCUCUUUGAUAGAAUGUCAAACCGCGAUCUUGUUUCAUGGACUGCUAUGAUCGCUGGCUAUGGUAUGAAUGGCUUUGGCGAGGAAGCCAUUUCCCUCUUCAAUCAGAUGAAAGAAGCAGGCAUAAGGCCUGAUGAAGUUUCAUUCAUACCUCUUCUCUAUGCUUGCAGCCACACAGGCUUAGUUGAAGAGGGGUGGAGACUCUUUGAUUCUAUGAGAAAUGACCAUGGCAUUGUGCCAAAGCUUGAGCAUUAUGCUUGUAUGGUCGAUCUUCUAGGUCGUGCAGGGCAGUUGAAGAAAGCUUACAAGUUCAUCCAAGAAAUGCCAGUCAAGCCAGACUCCACAGUGUGGGGUGCACUGCUUUGUGCAUGCAGACUUCAUCGAGAUGUCAAACUGGCAGAAAAAGUCGCAGAGGAAGUUUUUGAGCUAGAACCAGAAAAUACAGGGUUUUAUGUACUUCUAUCAAACAUAUACGCAGAGGCUGAGAAGUGGGAAGGUGUGAAAAAAUUAAGAGCUGAAAUCACUAGCCGCAGGCUGAAAAAGAACCCAGGAUGCAGUUGGAUUGAGAUCAAAGGAAAGACCAACUUAUUCGUUGCUGGGGAUAGGUCAAAAUUGAACUCCAAAGACAUACAGACGCUGUUAAAGAAGGUGAAGGCCAAGAUGAAGGAGGAAGGCUAUACUCCUAACAAGAGAUAUGCUCUAAUCGACUUGGAUGAUCAAGGGAAAGAAGAUGCUCUCUGUGAUCACAGUGAGAAGUUGGCAAUGGCUUUUGGUCUGCUGAACUCACAGCAGGGUAAGCCGAUACGGGUGACCAAGAACCUUAGAGUGUGCGGCGACUGCCAUGAAGUUGCAAAGUUCAUGAGCAAGAGCUAUGGGAGAGAAAUCGUCUUGAGAGAUUCUAGCAGGUUUCACCAUUUCAAGGAUGGGAGAUGUUCUUGCAGAGGCUACUGGUGACAGGAAAAGGACAAACCAACUUGGAUGGAAGAACGACUUGUCUGUAAUUCCUUGUCCCAUGUUCUUUCCCCCUGAAACCAAAAUAACCAAAAGAAGAUACUCGUCCAAAGACCGAUCUUUGCUGAAUUUUUUAAUGGCCCAGUUCAUAAUCUUAGUUUAAUGGCCCAGUUCAUAAUCUUAGUGAUGCCUCUGUUCUGCAAUUGGAGAUUAAAAAGAAUGUAAAUAUUCUGCGCCUAACUCCUUUGUUCACUGCAACUAUUUGCCACCAAUCACUUUCUCUCUGACCAAAUUUUCCAAUUUGUCAGAAAACAAAUGUUCGUUUUGUUUGUUUCUAUUUGAAAAUUUUCGCCAUUCUCAAGAA
Messenger RNA from Nymphaea colorata (pocket water lily), 3146 nucleotides. RefSeq names its product pentatricopeptide repeat-containing protein DOT4, chloroplastic. Gene Ontology annotation, biological process: RNA modification. The record is from RefSeq and is a predicted model, not a curated record. The transcript has a single exon. Gene Ontology annotation, molecular function: zinc ion binding; protein binding; RNA binding. Bases 179 to 2785 code for a protein of 868 amino acids. Lineage: Eukaryota; Viridiplantae; Streptophyta; Magnoliopsida; Nymphaeales; Nymphaeaceae.